Marmota flaviventris (yellow-bellied marmot) is the source of this 1803-nucleotide messenger RNA. It is a transcript of the gene Btnl9, whose product is annotated as butyrophilin like 9. Gene Ontology annotation, cellular component: external side of plasma membrane. Lineage: Eukaryota; Metazoa; Chordata; Mammalia; Rodentia; Sciuridae. Gene Ontology annotation, biological process: T cell receptor signaling pathway; regulation of cytokine production. Gene Ontology annotation, molecular function: signaling receptor binding. The record is from RefSeq and is a predicted model, not a curated record.
AUGGAGGAUUUCCCAGUAUCCGUGGAUUUUUUGAAGCAAGUACCUCUGCCCAGCAAUCUCUUCUUCCUCACCUACCUUCUCCUUUUCCUUCAGCAUGAGGAGGCAAAUUCAGAGGAGGUCAAGGUGAUAGGCCCUGGGGAAUCCAUACUGGCCAUUGUCGGGGAAGAGGUGGAUUUCCCGUGCCAAUUGUCACCACUCCUGGACGCUGAAGACAUGGAGAUCCACUGGUUCCAGAGCCAGCCCUCGGAUGUAGUGCACCUGUACAAGGGGCGGCAGGAGCUCUUCGACAGACAGAUGGCGCAGUUCCAAAACAGGACCAAACUCGUCACGACGGAGAUCAGCUCUGGCAAAGUCGUCUUGCUGCUCCGCAGCGUCGUUCCAUCAGACGAGGGCCUGUAUGGAUGCAGCUUUCUCUCCAACAACUUCUCUGGUGAAGCCAUCUGGGAGCUGGAGGUAGCAGGGCUGGGCUCAGAUCCACAUAUCUACAUUGAAGGCUUUAAGGAAGGAGGCAUUCAGAUGAGAUGCACCUCCAAUGGCUGGUACCCCAAACCCAAAGUUCAGUGGAGAGAUCACCAGGGACAGUGCCUGCCACUGGAGUCUGAAGUCAUUACCCAAGAUGUCAAGGGCCUGUUCAAUCUGGAAACAUCUGUAGUUGUCCAAGGUGAAGCCCAUCGCAACAUGUCCUGCUCCAUCCAGAGCCCUCUGCUGAUCCAGAAGAAAGAGUUUGUGGUCCAGAUAGCAGAUGUAUUUCUUCCCGGAACUUCCCCUUGGAAGAGUGCUUUCUUAGGGACCCUGGUGGCACUGCCGCUACUCCUGGCCCUCCUCGCGAUGCUGGCAUUGUACUACUUGCACAAGCAACAGCAGUCUCAAGAAAAGCUAAAGAAACAGACAAAGAAGGAACAAGGAAAACUGACUGCACAGCUGAAGAAGCUUCAAACAGAGCUUGACUGGAGAAGGACUGAAGGUCAGGCUGAGUGGAGAGCAGCACAACAAUAUGCAGUGGACGUGACCUUGGAUGCAACCACAGCGCACCCCAGCCUGGAGGUUUCUAAGGAUGCCAAAAGCGUUUCUUCUCGCCCAGCGGUACCGAUUCUUGCAGAUGGUUGUCCGCAAAGGUUCACUGAGCAAACAUGCGUCCUGAGCCGGGAGCGCUUCUCCACAGGCUGCCACUACUGGGAAGUGCACGUGGGCCGAAGGAGCCGCUGGUUCCUGGGCGCCUGUCUGGCAACUGUGCAACGCUCAGGACCCGCGCGCCUGAGCCCGGCUGGUGGCUACUGGGUGAUGGGGCUGUGGAACAGCUGCGAGUACUUCGUCCUGGACCCACACCGUGUAGCGCUCACUCUGCGCGUGCCUCCGCGGCGCGUGGGCAUCUUCCUGGACUGUGAGGCGGGAAAGCUGUCCUUCUUUAACGUGUCGGAUGGCUCCCAUAUCUUCACCUUCACAGACACCUUCUCAGGGGCUCUCUGCGCAUAUUUCAGGCCCAGGGCCCACGAUGGUGGAGAACACCCUGAUCCACUAACCAUCUGCUCUUGGCCGGCUAGAGGGACGUGCAUCCCAGAAGAGAACGACUUGGACUGCCUGUUACAGCCUUAUGAUCCCUUGGAUACCGACUUAGCUCCAUCCUGGUUCCAGACAGUGUUGUGUCUGGUGAUCUCCAGUGCUAACACUGUGGCCCCAGAGUUUGAUUCCACCAGGGCCAGGGCUCAGGAGGUCCCCCACACUGGUGAGAUUUUGGAGGCUCCUCCUCCAGCCAGUGGACCCCUGUGUACUGGCUGCCACAAUCUGCAUCAGGUUGAGGAAUGA